AUGUAACUACGGAACAUAUUUAUACUGCUGCCGUGUUGUCAACCAGUUGACAGGCAGAAAAUAUAGAGAUUGUUUUAUUGUUUAUACCACUUCAGCAGUAUUCAUAUCACCAUGUUUGAUGAAGCAAGCAUCUACAAUCUUAUUCCUACAGAGGAAGAGAAGAAAAUCAAACAACCAAGGUACACUUCCAAGUUCCGUGAUAAUGUGAAACAGGAAUAUGUAUCUGGUAGAGGGGAUCACAAGACCAUGGGUCAGGCUAAGGUCCCAGUCCCAACAACAGACGAUUUCCUGAAGAAACGUUCCAAGGAUAUUAUCCUACCUAAAGAUCUUCCCCCAGAUCAACAGUUUCAUUACCCUGAUGAAAACAGAAGGAGACCCCCAGUACCGAAGGUGGACGACAAGCCCCUGAUGGGUCUCAAAACCUCCAAAAACUUCAUCACAACAAACGCUGUGCAGAACAUAACAUCUGUCCCCAGACAACCACAGAAAAUCUAUGUUGACACAAGGGGUGGACACAAAAACUUGCUGGAACCAUCUGGUUUAGAACCUAUCUACACCAGUAAGAAGGACUUUGGAGAAACACCAAAAUACCUAAGCAAAAGAAAGGAAGAAAUGAAGAAAGCACAAGAGGAAUAUGAUGCCUAUGUAGCUGAGCAUUUCAGGAGGGGGGCCAUGAAAUCUCUCUCACAAGAAGAGAGGGCAGCUAUUCUCAAGGGACUUAAACAAAACUGGGAAGAAAUUCACGACCAAUAUCAAGGAUUAUCAGUGGUUCCUGAUACAGCCCCCAAGAAGAACAGGAAAGAACGAAUGGAGGCCGAAAUGAAACAGCUAGAAAGAGACAUUGAAACCAUUGAAAGGCACAAAAUCAUCUAUAUAGCUAACUAAUUAAAUGGGGAUCUUUUCCUUUGGAUAUUUAAAUUUUUCUAUGUUUUUAUUGAAGACUAUUAUCAAUUGAGGAAAAAAUAUUGAAAACUUUGUGUUAGCCUAACACCGUAUUGUUCACAUCAUGCAGAAAAUCUACAAAAUGGAUUACAGUUCUUAAUAUAUGCUUUAAACUGGAAAAACUGAAUUGUGUUGAAAAGUUUUCUCCUCAAUAUAUUUAUACAUAUAUGUAAUACACUUGAUAUCAAUUCUUGUCAUAAUUCAGAAUUUCCUUGGAAGCAGAAUAAUUAUAUACAUUUUUUGUUAAUUUUAUGAGGUACUGAGUGCAAGAGAGAGUUUGCUCAUCUUUAUGUUCAUGUUGAAUGAAUAUAGUAAAUACAUGUAAAUAAAAUCAA
Saccostrea cuccullata (small rock oyster) is the source of this 1277-nucleotide messenger RNA. Its product is annotated as enkurin-like. The transcript is spliced from 4 exons. The coding region runs from base 112 to 885 and encodes 257 amino acids. NCBI's taxonomy places the organism in Eukaryota, Metazoa, Mollusca, Bivalvia, Ostreida, Ostreidae. Gene Ontology annotation, cellular component: acrosomal vesicle. The record is from RefSeq and is a predicted model, not a curated record. Gene Ontology annotation, molecular function: calmodulin binding.